Camellia sinensis is the source of this 890-nucleotide messenger RNA. RefSeq lists its product as uncharacterized. The record is from RefSeq and is a predicted model, not a curated record. Lineage: Eukaryota; Viridiplantae; Streptophyta; Magnoliopsida; Ericales; Theaceae. Gene Ontology annotation, biological process: methylation. Gene Ontology annotation, molecular function: protein-lysine N-methyltransferase activity; nucleic acid binding.
ACAUGAGGGCCUAUUGAAGUGAAGAAAAUGGAGGAAGUGAGAGAGGAGCGAACACAUACACACUCAGUUCCCGAAGACGAGGAUGGUCCACCGAUGCUGAGCGCUGAAGCUCUGGAAGCGCUCAAAGACUUCCUCUCCGAUCAAAAUCGUAAUGGAGAGGAGGAGGAGGAGGUGGCGUUGUUGGCGGAGGACUGGAGGCUGAGCCAGUUCUGGUACGAUCGCCACACCGCCGAGACCGUUGCCAAAGAAGUUCUCUCCCUCUGCGACUCCCUCCAAUCUCCUUCUGUAGCUUGUAUCGCUUGCCCUACUCUCUACGCCUAUCUCAAGAAAAUUGAUCCUAAUGUAUCUCUCAAACUUCUCGAGUAUGACAAACGUUUUGAGCAAUAUGGAGGUGAGUUCACAUUCUAUGAUUACAAUCAACCAGAACAGCUUCCAUCAUCCUUGAAGAAUGCAUAUCAGAUCAUUGUUGCAGAUCCUCCUUACCUGAGCAAAGAAUGCUUGGAGAAGGUUACUCAAACAAUUUCUUUUCUUGUGCAACCAGGAAACGUUUACUUGCUUUUACUCACAGGGGAAGUGCAAAAAGAUAGAGCAGCAGAGCUCCUCGGUUUGCAUCCAUGUGGUUUUCGGCCUCAGCACUCUAGCAAACUUGGCAAUGAGUUUCGUCUGUUCACAAACUAUGACCCUGGGAUGAGAUUAGGAGGGUGGGAGCCGGACCAGUAGAGUUGCCUUGGGGUCCCUAAGUCUGAAAUAUUUCAUUACUAACUUUUUUUUGUAAUAUUACUUGUUUAAAAAAAAAUUCCAACUUUCCAUUGGCAAAAUUUGAGAUGGUAUGAGUGAGUUUGUUUGUGCUUAUUGCAUUAAUGAAAAUGAGAAUUUGUUAUGUUUCUAAA